CAUAGAAAUUACUUUGUAGUUAUGGUGAUUAACAGAUUUAUUUCCUAUUUCAAACUAUAUUUGCGUCUAUUACAAAUACGGUUAUGGACAAAAUAGUAUUGUGUACUGUUGCCUUAAUAUUUAUCCAUGGAAGCUACUCGUAUAUCCUGCUAACUGCGAACAUGGAAGACGUCCAAAGUGUGCUCAAGCAGUUGACCAACUCGAAUGUGAUAAAGCACUUCCAGCAAGUCUGGAACCGAGCAGCUUAUAAAUUCAAACAGGAACUCAACAAGCCCAUUCGACGUCAGUCUUUCAACGAAACCAAAACAUUGGUAAAACUUCUGAAAGAUGACACCGGGGUCACAAGUCUGCGUAAACACAGGGGCAGCCUGGUGACGGGGGGUAGGGCAGGGAAGGGUCCACAAGGUUCAUCUACGCGAAUUGUGCACGGCCUGUUAAUUUAAUAAAUUAUUAUCUUCGGCAUUAGACUUAUAUUUUAUUGAUUUGAACAAUUGACAGAGAAAAUGAACGUUAAUUUAGUGGAGUCUUACCUCUUCCACAUUUGUACGUCUAAUGAUAUCGGUUUCGAGAACUUUUCUCUUCUUAAGUAUUUCAACAAUCUGGUCUCU
This is a messenger RNA of Papilio polytes (common Mormon), 608 nucleotides long. RefSeq lists its product as uncharacterized. The record is from RefSeq and is a predicted model, not a curated record. Lineage: Eukaryota; Metazoa; Arthropoda; Insecta; Lepidoptera; Papilionidae. The coding region runs from base 84 to 443 and encodes 119 amino acids. The transcript has 3 exons.